Messenger RNA from Cyphellophora attinorum, 912 nucleotides. RefSeq names its product Radical S-adenosyl methionine domain-containing protein 2. The record is from RefSeq and is a predicted model, not a curated record. The transcript is spliced from 2 exons. Bases 1 to 912 code for a protein of 303 amino acids. Gene Ontology annotation, molecular function: 4 iron, 4 sulfur cluster binding; catalytic activity. Lineage: Eukaryota; Fungi; Ascomycota; Eurotiomycetes; Chaetothyriales; Cyphellophoraceae.
AUGGCGAUCUUUACAUACGUCCUGCUAUCUGUUGUCUCAGUCAUACUGCUCUACAAGGUGUACCAGCAUUACUCCAGCCAACGACCCGUAGCCGUCAACUACCACUUCACCCGACGAUGCAACAAGACCUGCGGCUUCUGCUUCCACACCGCCACAACCUCCAAGCUGGUAUGCGCAAGAUCUACUUCGCCGGCGGGUGGCGAGCCCUUCCUCUACCCCAAGUUCCUCGGCGAAAUGAUCGACUACUGCAAAGAGACUCUCCACCUCGAAUCAGUGUCGAUAGUCUCCAACGGCAGUCUCAUCCAAGAAAACUUCCUCAAGAAGCACGGCCACAACAUCGACAUCCUAGCUGUGUCCUGCGACUCCUUCGACGAGGCCACGAAUAUCAAGAUCGGUCGUGGUUCCGGCAACCAGGUCCCACAGCUGUACAAGCUCAAGUCAUGGUGCGAGAAGUACGGUAUCAAGUUCAAGAUCAACGCUGUCGUCUGCCGCCUAAACUACAACGAGGACAUGAAUGUACAUCUCGACGAACUCCAGCCCUUCCGGUGGAAGUGUUUCCAGGUCCUGAUCGUGGCAAUUGAGAACGGCUCGGAAGAGAGACUGCGCAAUGGGCACGACUUCACGAUCACGGAUAAGGAAUACGAAAGCUUCUGCGAUCGACAUAAGCAGCAGAAGUCGUUUGUUCCAGAGCCAAAUCACCUCAUGGCGAAGUCCUAUCUGAUCUUGGACGAGUACAUGAGGUUCUUGGACCGUGAUGGUCGGCAGCCGUCGAAGCCAAUAUUGGAGAUUGGGGUGGGUGAAGCACUGAAGAGUGUCUUCUGGGACGAGCAGGCUUUCAAGGAUCGUGGUGGCGUUUACGACUGGAGUCGUGAGGAUUCAUGCGGCAAAGAGAGGCAAGAGAUCGACUGGUGA